Molecule: messenger RNA, 2254 nt
Organism: Diospyros lotus (date-plum)
Lineage: Eukaryota; Viridiplantae; Streptophyta; Magnoliopsida; Ericales; Ebenaceae
Product: splicing factor U2af small subunit B-like
Exons: 6
Coding region: 111-1052 (313 amino acids)
Biological process (GO): mRNA splicing, via spliceosome
Cellular component (GO): spliceosomal complex; U2AF complex
Molecular function (GO): pre-mRNA 3'-splice site binding; metal ion binding
Source: RefSeq, a predicted model, not a curated record
CUUUAGGUUUAGGCUAUUGACCAUUCGAGGACUGUACAGAAGAAGAACCCUAGAUCACCUAGAGCACACAGAGAGAACCGUCAAGCUUCCCCUGGGAUUCAGAUCUAUCAAUGGCGGAGCACUUGGCGUCGAUUUUCGGGACGGAGAAGGACAGAGUGAACUGUCCAUUCUACUUCAAGAUCGGAGCUUGCCGGCACGGCGAUCGCUGCUCGAGGCUCCACACGAAGCCUUCCAUAAGCCCUACUCUGCUGCUCUCGAACAUGUACCAGCGUCCCGACAUGAUCACUCCAGGCGUCGACCCCCAGGGUCAGCCCCUCGAUCCCCGCAAAAUCCAGCGCCACUUCGAGGAUUUUUACGAAGAUUUGUUUGAGGAGCUAAGCAAGUAUGGGGAGAUUGAGAACCUUAAUAUCUGUGACAAUUUGGCUGACCACAUGGUGGGUAAUGUGUAUGUGCAGUUUAGAGAAGCAGAACAUGCUGCCAGUGCGCUCCAGAACUUGACUGGAAGGUUUUAUGCAGGGCACCCCAUUAUUGUUGACUUCUCUCCUGUGACCGAUUUUCGUGAAGCUACAUGUCGGCAAUAUGAGGAAAAUGUCUGCAAUAGAGGUGGCUAUUGCAACUUCAUGCAUCUGAAAAAGAUUAGCAGAGAAUUGAGGCGGCAAUUAUUUGGGAGGGGUGGCCGAAGGCACAGCCGCAGUCCACAGCGACAUCGCAAUUAUGAAGAGCGACCGCAUGGUGGUCGUGGUUCUGGUAGGAGAGGUGAUGACCGAGAUCACCGCCAUCACGAUAGGGGCAGGAGACCUAGAAGCAGAAGUCCAGGACAAAGGGUUGGGCGAAGCAGAAGCCCCAGGGAACAUAGAAAUAGGAGCCCUGGAAGAGAAGGCAGUGCUGAGAGAAGAGCAAAGAUUGAGCAGUGGAACAGGGAAAGGGAACAAGCAGAGGCUGCUAAUAAAAACAGUAACAGUAGAAAUGAUAUUGAUAGCAAUGGCCUUGCAAGGAAUGGAGAUCGAUAUGAUGAUUCUCAUCAGCAGCAGCAAGGAGAUUAUGACUACUGAUCCAACCGUCUGGUGGAGUACAGGUUCAUUGUUAUAUGAUAUUGAAAGUAAAAGCAUUUUUUUUUUCCUUUUUUUCUCCUACCAUCCGCUAAAAGAAGAUGAAAACAAAUUUAGGGAAGAGACAGUGACCGUGCAGAACUUGAAUGCCUAUACUAGAACCCAUUCUAUUCUCCACUACUCAACAUCUCUGUUCUUAAGUCAUUAUUUUCUAAUGGAUUUUGUGCAGAUUUUCCACUUGUGCAUGGUGAAACCAAAAUUUCCCCUGCAGUAUUUCCCAAAAUUUGUUUUGUAAAAGUUUCUUUAAUCUUGGUUAGGAUAUUAACAUACUUCAAACAAAAGUAUAUUUGUCAUGAAAGACGCAUGGGCCAUAUUUGACAUUUUCCAGUUUAUUGAGAGAAACCUUGAUUUCUCACAUUUGUGCACAAGGGUAUACUUUCUCACCCAUGUGUUGCAAAUUUCAUAUUAUUUUCCAGCCAUCAUUCUCUUGUUAGCAGAGUGAAAGGCUUCUCAUGUUUGGCAUGAAAACUUUGUGCACACCAUCACUCGCAUGGCAAGAAUAGCAUCUGCAGGUUCAUGACAUCCUCAACCCAUUUUUAACCAAAAGAAGCUAUAGCUCUUAUCUGCUUCCUUUUUUUUUUUUUUUUUUUCCUGAUAAGUACAUUUUUUAAUUUUGAUACAAUAACAUGGAUAUCCUUCUAUAUAUUUCCUCAACGAGUUAGCGGUCUUACGAAUUUCACUAGUUUUGCAGGUUCAGGUAUUCCUGCUUCCGGGAAUGAGCCUCAUCUUUUCCACAAGCACCUUACCAUGAUAUUUGUAUACAGGUUUGCUUGCUACAAAUGUCUGCAGAGCAACUUUACAGGAUCUGAUCAAGUUAGCAGCCCGUAGCAUUUAAACUGAUGAUACCAGACUUCAUUGGAUUGACAGUAUGCCAUAGUAGCAGCAGCGGCACCAACACCAGUAUUUGUUCAGGAAUGUCUGUACUUCGCCUUUUGCAUUAAGCAGUUUCAGAUUAUUUAAUGUGACAACACUAAUACUGCUCCUAAAUGUUUGUGGUUUUCUUUUCGGCUUCGGGUUUUUCGGUCGAUUUAUAGGUAAAAUAUGUGCCAUGUCAAUGUAUGCUUGUAUGGGAUGGGAAGAGUGGGGCAAUCUUAGCCAUUUGCUUUUGCUUUUAUAAUGGUGAAAGUCUCCUUUUGCAGCCUUCA